Cydia amplana is the source of this 799-nucleotide messenger RNA. It is a transcript of the gene Fa, whose product is annotated as FMRFamide-related peptides-like. Lineage: Eukaryota; Metazoa; Arthropoda; Insecta; Lepidoptera; Tortricidae. The transcript is spliced from 3 exons. The record is from RefSeq and is a predicted model, not a curated record. The coding region runs from base 152 to 682 and encodes 176 amino acids.
UGGAGUAACGGAUCAAUGUAGGGGGCACGCAUAAAAUGCUACGCGGAGCGGCUACGGGCGCCAAAACCGUAGGACCACCGUUACGGCGUAGACGCGCUACGCGACGCGACCGAGUGCAAACUUAGUUCGAUCGUGUAUUUGGGCCACAGCCAUGAAGACCGGCUACCGCAACCUGCUGGCGAUGACGGCGAUGUGCCUGAUGAUGGGCGCCGCCGCCAACCCGGCCAGGAGGACGCAGGACAUCGAGGCCAGGCGCCGGAGCGCCGUGGACCGGAGUCUGAUCAGGUUCGGCAGAUCGUACCCGGCAGAGCCAUCCGCGGCAGACAUCCGAGAGAUGCUGCAGCGUCCCGUACGACGAGGCACCAGCUUCCUCCGCCUCGGCAGAUCUAAACCCUUAACCAUGAACUCCGACGACCUCAUAUCCCUCUUAAGGUCUUACGAAGAAUACGAAGAACCAACCAAGAGGGGAACCACCUUCAUGAGACUCGGAAGAAGCCCGACUUUCAUGAGGCUGGGCAGGUCCGGUGAGAAGCCUGAAGAACCUGACUACCAAGAAAGGAAGAGCAGGGCUCGGAACCAGUUCUUGAGGCUUGGAAGGGACAGCGAGGAAUUCAACGAGGUUGAUGAGGAAGAUGAGGAGAGUAGAAAGAAGAGGGACGCGUGCCAAGAGUGUCAGGCGUAAUCGUGUUGUGGUUCAUGGCUUGGGGUUUCUUGCACUAACCGGUUUACCUUUUAGUUUCCUAAAUCUGAAAUAAUUGAGUAAAAAAGUAAGGUAACUUAAAAUAAGUUUAGGGUCCAU